Anthonomus grandis grandis is the source of this 7005-nucleotide messenger RNA. It is a transcript of the gene osa, whose product is annotated as trithorax group protein osa. Gene Ontology annotation, molecular function: DNA binding; nucleosome binding. Lineage: Eukaryota; Metazoa; Arthropoda; Insecta; Coleoptera; Curculionidae. The record is from RefSeq and is a predicted model, not a curated record. Gene Ontology annotation, biological process: chromatin remodeling; regulation of transcription by RNA polymerase II; positive regulation of DNA-templated transcription. The transcript is spliced from 14 exons. The coding region runs from base 501 to 6098 and encodes 1865 amino acids. Gene Ontology annotation, cellular component: nucleoplasm; nBAF complex; SWI/SNF complex.
UUAGCUGAAAGUCCUUGCUAAAGGAAAAAUAGUUCUAUAAAUUUUACGACUUUUUCAGGAAUAUCGGCCAUAAAAAUGGUCAAAAAUGUACGUAUUCUUCGUAGAAUUUGUUUUUACGGGGUCUAGGGUAAAAAGAAACUGUUAAAAUAUAUUAUUAGCGAAGUGGUUUCCUCACAAAGCGACAGCGUAGGAAGCGGACUUUUACCCAUAAACGCUAUAACCUCCAUUCGUGUUAUUGAAGUAUAUACGAAUAAAGUUGUGUCAGAUGUGGCUAUCGUUUUAGAAAAUACGAAAAGUGACGUUAAGUGUUAUUUUUUAGGAGCAUAUGAAGUGAACGAGUGAAUUGAUUAAUAAUUUUAGCAUGUGUUUGCAAGGACCACAGUGUAUUAAAGUUUCAGAAAAUGUGAAAAAGCAUCCGUUGUUGAUUAUAACGGCGGGGUGUUGGCAACGACAAUACAAAGGCUAAAAAAGACCGGCGGCAGCAAAAGCUCGCCACAAAAAUGAGUCAAUACCGUCAGGAUGGACCGAGCGCCGCCGGUCAGGGCCCACCGACCGCCGGCGCGGGACCAAAUGGGGCUUUAGAUGGUGAUACAGAACAACCGUCUUCGGGAGCCGCCGGUGCCGGUGGUCAGGGCUGCCAGCCAUCAGAUUCGAACGCUUACAACGUUUCGGACAAUAACGCUCCAUCUGGGCCCCCUUCAGUAGAACAACCGUCACCUGGUGGUGGUUACGCGCCUUUUCCGUACGGUAGUACCUCGGGACCGCCGGAUCACGCGUUCGGGCCCAGGCAACAACCGCCGUUCGGAGGCGGGGGCCCCCCUAAACAAUUGCCGCCGCCACCGCAACACCGUUUUGUACCGGGCGCCCCACCGCCUCCGCCGCAAUUGUCGCAACCGCCUUCCGGCCCCACGCCGACCCUUAAUCAACUAUUGCAAAACCCAAACCCUGUGCCCAAUCGCUACCAAAACAAUUAUGGACAUCCCGAGCACCAUUAUAAUCAGUGGCCACCACAAAAACAUCCACAAAGUUAUGGAUCCGGACCAGCUCCUCCCUCUGGUCCAUAUAGACAACAAACUUUUUAUGGCGGUGCCCCAAGUUCGGCACCGGGUGGGUACGAUUCGCGGACGAGCUGGCCGGGUGGUCCGCCACCGCCCUCAGGAGGAUCAUCUCACUCCCAACACGGUCCAGGAAGUCCCGGCCAGCCACAACCAGCACCACCACAAUCCCAAAACCAACCGCCGACCUCGCAGCAACCUCAACAAAACUCUAACUCCAGUUCAGUGCCUGUGAGUCAACCCUCUCCCCAACCCACCCAACCUCCUAUAAGUCAUUCUCCUGGUCCUGGUCCUGGGGGUCAAAUGCCACCCAGUCCUCAGCAACAUAACCAUCAACAACAUCAACCUCCUCCUGGACAUCAACAAGGAUUUCCAAGUCGGCCACCACCACCUACAACACCUAAUGCACACGGACCAGAUGCAGCGGACCUCAGCGGGGGUAAUAGCAACGACAGUUCCGGGGGUCCGGCGCCCGGGACUCCAAACUCUCAGGGUAUGCGGCCGACACCCUCUCCUACAGGGUCAACGGGGUCCAGGUCUAUGUCACCUGCAGUCGGACAAAACAUUCCUAUGCCCCCACGUCCGUCAAGCAGCCAAUCAGAUGGUGGAAACGGAGGUGGCGGAGGGGUCCAGGCCAGACUUAGUCACUCACCAAUGCCUCCAGGUUCCGGAGGAUACGGACCUCCAGGGCAACAGUCACCACAUCCCGGUUCCUACAAGGGGAUGGUACCCGGACAAGGGGGUGCACCACAGAAUUCACCGCAGAUGCCGAUUUACCAGCACCAGCCUGGUCAGUAUCCUGGACAAGCUGGCGUUUACCCUCCUAGAACACCGGGAAAUUUUGGACCGUCAGGUCAAGGGUACGGUCCGUCAUCAGGUUGUCCGUCACCAGGUCCCAGUUUGCGACCCCCACACUACCUCAAACACCACUUGCAACACAAAAUGGGCUUUGCGGCAGUAGGUCCGGGAUCUGCACCUCCCAGUCCUGGUCCUCCGCCCCAAAAUUUUCACAUGGGCCCUCCCGGAGGACCUCACCACCACUCCGGUAUGGGACCUCCGUCCUCCAUGGGACCGCCUAACAUGCCACCAUCGAGCAGUCCAAUGUUGACGAACAAUUAUCCACAUGAGGGUGGUCCCAUGCCUCCACCGAGUUCUACGCCGAACUCGCAUACGCAGAUGGUGAACGAUAUGUUGGAUAAUGGGAUUACGACCACGUCGCAGACUUCGAUGAAUACUCACGUGACUGCGACCUCUGGUGGAUCAGUUACCUCGGUUGUUACCACUGGACCGGAUGGUGCUCCUAUUGAUGAAGGUUCGCAGCAGUCUACACUCAGUAAUGCUUCUGCUGCCUCUGGUGAAGAUCCAGGCUGUCCCCAAACACCAAAAUCCAAUAGGAAAAAUGACAUCGGCCACUACGGUCAUCCUUCCACGCCACAAGGUGCAGUCCAACACGAAGACUAUGGUGAAAUUAGCAGCCCCGGUUGGCCUCGCACUCCUGCUAGUCCGGUGAGUCAAAAAGUGUUUAACAGUCAUGUGCCUCCACAGGAUACAUAUCGCUCAAAGAAAACGGACAGCCUUAGCAAAUUGUAUGAGAUGGACGAGAGCCCAGAUCGUAGGGCGUGGCUGGACAAGCUACUCGCUUUCAUGGACGAUCGCAGGACUCCGAUCACCACCUGCCCCACCAUAUCGAAGAACCCGCUUGAUUUAUUUCGCUUGUAUGUUUAUGUUAAGGAACGGGGUGGCUUUACGGAGGUAACAAAAAAUAAAACAUGGAAAGACAUUGCCGGUCUUUUGGGUAUCGGCGCAUCUUCCAGCGCAGCUUAUACCCUUCGGAAGCACUACACCAAAAAUUUGUUGCCCUAUGAAUGCCAGUUUGAUAGGGGUGGCAUCGACCCUCAGCCUAUAAUAAACCAGGUGGAGGCAAGCAGUAAAAAGAAGGGUGCCAAAGCGUCCUCGGUUCCUUCACCAGGUUCUUCGAAUUCGCAGGAUUCGUUUCUGCCGAGCAGUGGAGGUGGUUCUAUGGACGGCUAUGGUGGAUACAAUGGGUUUCCGCCUUCUGGUAAUCCAGAAUAUGCGCAGAGGCCUUCUGGACAGUCUGCGCCUUCACCACACGGUGGUUCUGGAGGUGCAAACCACCUAAACAAUGCAACUCCAGGGGGUCCAAGUCCUGCGGGUGGGGUCUCCGACAACGUGAGUGUCUCAAAUCCGUUCGAUGACGUUUCUCCGAGCCCCCCGCCUCGAGGGGGUCCAUUCCCUGGUGGACCCCAUGCUCCUUAUCCCACAGGUUAUCCGCCAGGCGUAAGACCAGUCUAUCCAUAUACAGGUGAUUCUUCGGGUGGCCCACCGAGCGGACAGCCCAGCAGUGGACAACCGCAGACUACGCAGGACCCGUAUAAUCGUUAUAAUACUGGCGCAGCGGCUGGAUUUAGUCCAAGGCCACCAUAUGGAGGCCAAGGACAAGGUGGACCCUCUGCUACACAAACUAGCUCCGGCGCUUAUCCUGGACAUCAAGAUUACUAUAGACCAGAUCAGAACUCUGCGGCCGGCGGUUAUCCUCCUUCAUCAAACAAAAAUAUGCCUCCACCUGGUCAACAGCCUCCCAGAAGACAUCCAGACUUUGCCAAAGAUCAACCUUAUCCUCCAUAUGGACAACCUAGGACCCAACCCAUGUAUGGUGGUUGGCCAAAUAAUAACCAAUACAGACCACCUCAGUAUGGGACUCCAGGCAACAACCAGGUACCGCCUCAGCAAUGGAAUCAAAAUCCACGACCUGGUGGUCCAUGGCCAAAUAACCAACCACCCUAUCAAGGUGGACAGGGUGGGCAAAAUCAAUGGCAGCCAAUGAGCCCUCAAAGUGGACAAACCCCUUCUUCUGUUAGACCACCACAUAGGCCAGGUGGCAAACCGUUUCCACCUAUAAUGCCUCAAGGGGGUGCUCCUAAGGGUUCUCCCCAGCAGCCUGUUGGGAAUUCAUAUGGACACAAUCAGAUGCCGAAGAGGGAGAUUACAUUUCCGCCUGAUAGUGUUGAAAAUGUCACUCCGGUUUUGUACAGAAGAAAGAGGAUAUGCAAGGCCGAUUUGGGUAGUGUAGAUGCUUGGAGGUUAAUUAUGUGCUUGAGAUCUGGAAUAUUAAGCGAGAGCACUUAUGCUUUAGAUAUGUUGAAUAUUCUUUUGUUUGACGACUCGUCAGUGGGAUACUUCGGAUUAAACCAAUGGCCGGGAUUGUUGGAUCUGUUGCUGGAGCAUUUCAAGAGGAAUUUGUCAGAUAUGUUUGACGGCCCCUAUCCCAGAGAGGAGCGAAAAGACGAUUCGGAAAAGGAGGUCGAUCUGGGCAGUGUCGUGAAGCCGGUAGAUGCUGGGGUAAAAACGGUCAUCCUCAAUAAAACUCCGAACUACACAAUGUUGUCUCGAAGGGGUGACCAGGUUAAGUUCGUCGAUCGUCCCGAAGAUAUCUUUGUUCAAGAUAAUUUAAAGGAUUGGGACACCCGUGGCGAAGUAAACAUUGCUAACACUUUAGCAGAAAUCCCUACAGAUCCGUGGUAUACGGAUGCUGAGCAUAUAUUGCCAAACUUUCAGGCGGAGUUUGGACGAAUACCAUUCCAUACGAAGUUAGAUGUGAAGAAAGAUAAGAAGAAAAAGAAGAUUAAGAGUGAGCCGAAGGUAGAGGUGGAAGAAGUGAGCGAAAGUCAGCCGUCGACCGCGUCCCCCGAAGAGGCACCACCGCCUAAAUUAAGUGACAAAAAACGUAUUAGGACAAAAACAUUAAGUGACGUGAUAUCUCGAAUUAAGAAAGAGUCGUCGGAAGAGAAUGAAAAAGUGCUCAUGUUAGAAACGUCGUCCGCGAAACUGGACUCGGUUAAGACUGAAGUAGCGACAAGUGAGAACAAUAGUUUGACUUGCGAGGAGUCGGCGUCCUCGAGUGUAGAUCUGAAUCUUAGUGUAAAUGGUGAGUGCAGUAACGGUACGGAGACUAGUAGUGAACCAAAAAGGAUAGGCGAGAAGUCAUGUGUAAAGCGCAGGCGUUUGUCCGAUUACGAGGACGAGUCGUAUUCCAGGGACGAGGCAAGCUUGUAUCUCAUCACUGAGAGCCAAGAUAAUCUGGGCAAGAGAUGUAUUUGUAUAUCCAAUAUUCUUAGAAGUCUUACAUUCAUUCCUGGCAAUGAGGUUGAGUUUGCCAAAAGUAUUAGCUUUUUAGCGCUUGUAGGGAAAUUAUUGUUACUGCAUCAUGAACAUCCUCCGAGGACCCAAAAAACUAGCAAUUAUGAUCGCGAGGAGGAUGCAGAUUUUGCAGAUUCAUGUAGCAGCUUACAAGGUGAAAGUGAAUGGUGGUGGGAAUUUUUGGCACAAAUCCGCGAGAACAUUCUUGUGUGCAUUUCAAAUAUAUCCGGACAAAUUGACGUGUCCCUCUACGAAGAAGAGGUCGCCAGGCCAUUAUUGGACGGUUUACUUCACUGGGCCAUUUGUCCGUCCGCGACUGCGCAAGAUCCGUUUCCUUCACUCGGUCCGACCUCAUUACUCUCACCACAGAGGCUCGCCUUGGAAGCUUUGUGUAAACUAUGUGUUACCCCCAGCAAUGUAGAUUUAGUGAUAGCUACUCCACCGUUCUCCAGAUUAGAAAAGCUAUGCGUAGUACUUACCAAACACCUUUGCCGAUCCGAAGAUCAGGUGCUCCGAGAGUUUUCGAUCAACUUAUUGCAUUAUUUAUCGGCAGCAGACAGCAGCAUGGCGAGGGUGGUCGCGGCGCAGACGCCCUGCGUCUCCCUCUUGGUGGCAUUUAUUGAGCAAGCGGAACAAAGUGCAUUGGAGGUGGCCAAUCAACGCGGAAUUAGCGCACUCCGGGACAACCCAGAUUCGAUGGGAACCAGUUUGGACAUGCUCAGACGUGCCGCGGCUACUUUGGUGUUCCUCGCGCGACACGUCGAUAACAAACCGUUGAUGGUGCAACAGGAGUCGAGGCUGUUGGCUCUCGUUAUGAGCCAGAUAUUAGAUCAACAAGUGGCUUUACUUAUUUCCAAAGUGCUAUAUCAGAUAUCCCGUAGCUAAGUGUAGAUACUACCGGGAGGAAAUUGAUCGAUCUGGCAGGUGUACAGAAUAAUCUAUGUAUAGCGUUAUCUACGUGACAAUUUACCAUUAUUUAGCCCAGAGUUGGUCCGGACUUUGACUGAGGAGUAAGUAAAGCAGAUUGAAGACAAGUUUUUCUUUUAUGAUCAGUUUUGGGAUUGUUUUAAAACCCAUUACGAUACUGAUAAACCGCGUGUUCAGGUUAGAUGAAAUUGAUAUUUUAAAGUCUUAAUUGUUUGAAUAUCACCGCUGUUUAAAAUUAUAUAGUAAGCAUACAAUAAUUAUGAUACAGAGUACAUUUAAAGGAUUUUAAACAAUUACAAUUAACGUUCUUGUGCACCCGCACGUUUAUUUGUUUGCAGUCUAGUUGUUUCAUAAAAGUUUUAAAACAAUCUCAAAGUCACUCUGUUAACAAAUAUAUAUAUAUGUAUAACUUGUGAUUAAUUAAUUCUGCUUUACUUGGAUCAGCUCUGGUCUAUAAAAAGAACAGAGUGUAUGUGGCGUGCUUGUGAAAAACAUUAAUGUGAGACCAAGACUAGAAGGAGAUCUCCAUCUCUAAAAUAGCUAAUCGAUUCACUUAGUGUAAUCAAUCCAUUAAAAUUGUACCAUUUUGUAAAUUAAGCGACAUAUGUCUUUCUGGAAAGUGUUAAACAUACAUCCAUGUUACUUAUUUUAUGUUAUUUAUUAUUUGAUAUAAAAGAAAAACAGUAUGUUAGUAACUGCAGCUGACCCAGCUCCAUUAGAGCUGUAGUCUUCGUAACCGUUUAUAAGUUUUCUGCGCAUGAUGCGCGUUCACUUCUUAUUUCAUGUUUGGUAUUACUGUGCGAAUGCUUUAUACAUGUCUGAUAAUGAAUUUAAUUAAAUAAAUGUACAAAGGAAGUACCGAAAA